AUGCUCUUCCAAGAUCACACCCUCCUGCUCGACGUUGCUUCUGGCGCUAUCCAAGAUCGAACUCCCGGGGGAUCUUACGACAGGGUCCUCUACCUCAUAAUCGCCAUCAAAGCCCUCCAAGUCUGCCUCGGUCCCCUAUACUUCUACCUCGAUCGCAUCUGGUUGGGAGGCUCUCUCCGUCUCUCUGAGAAGAAGCGACUCGAAAAGCUUGUGGAGAAGAAGGAAUACAAUUUGGACCACGAAGGCUGGAGAAUUAGCAAGCUUACGACCAGGGUCGUUGGAGGCGAGCUGGUGGGGUUGGUCAUCACGGCUUGGGUGGUUUACAUUGUUUACUCUCUGGGCACUUGA
Cryptococcus wingfieldii CBS 7118 is the source of this 348-nucleotide messenger RNA. RefSeq lists its product as hypothetical. Lineage: Eukaryota; Fungi; Basidiomycota; Tremellomycetes; Tremellales; Cryptococcaceae. The coding region runs from base 1 to 348 and encodes 115 amino acids. The record is from RefSeq and is a predicted model, not a curated record. The transcript has 3 exons.